UCGAACCGGAAGUGUUGCUCUCAGCUCAGCAGCGGACCAUUUGUGUCGCUCGGAGUCCGAAGCUGCUGAAGCCGAAGGUAAACACACCGUCCUGAAAACUGAGAUGUCGUUUUGUAGUUUCUUCGGUGGGGAGGUCUUCAAAAACCACUUUAAACCAGGGAUUUAUGUGUGUUCCAAGUGUGACCACGAGCUGUUCUCCAGCCGGUCAAAGUAUGAGCACUCCUCUCCCUGGCCAGCCUUCACAGAGACCAUCCAUGAGGACAGCGUGUCCAAACAUAAGGAGAGAGCUGGGGCAUAUAAGGUACGAUGUGGGAAAUGUGGAAAUGGACUUGGACAUGAGUUCAUCAAUGAUGGACCCGCCAAAGGCCUGUCUCGCUUCUGAAUAUUCAGCGACUCACUGAAGUUCGUCCCUAAAGAUAAGGUUGAUGGACAGUAAAGUGAGCCAUUAGAGAGAAGUGCUGCUGGACUUUCCUCUGUGCUGCUGAAGGUGCGGACAGUAGAUGAAGAGCACUGGGAUAAAGCCUGAUCUGGGAGCACCAGGGCUCUGAUGAACGAUGGCCUCACUGUACAACAAGAACAGAGGACUGUUCUCAACACCUUUUAUUAUGCAAUCAACGUCAACAUCUGCAGGAUAGCAUCACUGAUUACACAAUCACCACCGAUUAGUUUGACGUUUAUUGAGAUUUAUUUAUAAUGUUUGAGAUUGUCUAAUGGGGAGAAUCUAAAUGGGGAGAAUCAACCUCUAUCUGCUGUUUCCUACUGAGAGACUAAAGUGUUUGUUCAUUCACCUUCACUGUUUGGCUGGUAGUUCUUUCUGCUGUCCCCAAACUGUCAAAGUAAAGAAGCAAGUGUAGCAGUCUGUUAGAAGAUUACGUUUGACACUUUGACAUUUCAUUCAUCGACUGUGGCCUUUACCUGCAGUGUUUGGUGUGCUAGAUACAGGAAACGUGUAACAAUGCAUUAUAUUUUCACACUUUUGACAGGCUUUCUGUGAGUGGAACAUACUAACUGAUAUGAAAUAAAUAUAUUUUAAAUGAAAGUGAC
Acanthopagrus latus (yellowfin seabream) is the source of this 1044-nucleotide messenger RNA. Its product is annotated as methionine-R-sulfoxide reductase B1-A-like. The record is from RefSeq and is a predicted model, not a curated record. Gene Ontology annotation, molecular function: peptide-methionine (R)-S-oxide reductase activity. Lineage: Eukaryota; Metazoa; Chordata; Actinopteri; Spariformes; Sparidae. The transcript is spliced from 4 exons.